Molecule: messenger RNA, 1929 nt
Organism: Scheffersomyces stipitis CBS 6054
Lineage: Eukaryota; Fungi; Ascomycota; Pichiomycetes; Serinales; Debaryomycetaceae
Gene: PPR1
Product: Ppr1p
Exons: 1
Biological process (GO): DNA-templated transcription; positive regulation of transcription by RNA polymerase II
Molecular function (GO): sequence-specific DNA binding; DNA-binding transcription factor activity, RNA polymerase II-specific; zinc ion binding
Source: RefSeq, a predicted model, not a curated record
UCAGGAAUCUCAAGGUCUAUAUCGGCCUGUCAGCGGUGUAGAAAGAAGAAAGUGAAAUGUGAUCAGCGACUUCCAAAGUGUUCCAAGUGUGAAAAGGCUGGCUCAGAGUGUAUUGGCCUUGAUCCCAUAACAGGCCGUGAGGUUCCUAGAUCUUACGUGAUGUAUUUGGAAGAUAGAGUGAACAUGCUCGAGCAGAGACUUCGUGACAAGGGGAUCACACUUGACGAUCAGGAAACAACCGAAAUUCGCAACAGCAAGGUUAAAGUAGAAGAUAGAGUCCUUUCAAAGGGCAGUAUUCCUUGUGAGUCUUCUCUGGUGAUAGUGAAAAGCAUUCUGAUAAGCUCAGAGAAGACUGAUAUACACACAUUAGACGAAAGUCAACACGCACCAAGUAUCGCCUUUUCACGUUUGAUGUCAACAGCUGUGAAAAUACAGAAAAGGUCACUUUCUAACCUCCAGCAUCCUCUAGCUUCAAAGAGAUUUGCCAAUAACUCAGGUGCAACUACGGAUCCGAGCAACGGUAUUUUACCAGCGAUAUUGCCUCCUAAAUCAACGGCAUUACAGUUCAUUCUGAUCUUUUUCACCCAGGCGAAUCCUCAGUUGCCAAUUUUCCAUCGUGAAGAGUUCAUCUCCAAAUACUUCAUACCUAUCUACGGCUACUUCAACUAUGAAGAAGUGUCUAUUGCGUCAGAUUAUACAUCUAUAAAUGCGGCUUUCUUCGAGAACGAAAAUAUGAAAGUACCGUGGACACCGUGGUUUGAGCAGUAUAAGGACAAUUUCCAGUCAAUCUUGGGCACAAAUGCUAGCAAAGCUUCCAAUGACGAAAUCAAAAAGAUUUCCAACUCUAUUAUUCCACCAAAACAAUAUAGAAAGGGACUCUUCUUCCUAAACAUAAUUUUCGCAAUAGCGUCUUCUGUGAAUCAUCUACAAUACCCGAUUUCCAUCUCGGAGUCGUUUCGCCUUGCAGCCAACAAGUACUUCGAAGAAGUGAAUAGCUCUACAGAUCAACUUGAAUCCUUGCUGGCUAUAUUAACAUAUUCAUUAUAUUCUACCAUGAGACCUUCAAAUCCUGGUGUCUGGUACACGAUGGGAUCGGCAUUGAGAACUUGUGUAGAUUUGGACUUGCACAACGAAAGCAACUCAUCAAGUGCCCAUAAUAUCGAUUCCUUCACUAAGGAAAAAAGAAGAAGGCUCUUUUGGUGUACUUAUUGCAUAGAUAGACAAAUCUGUUUCUAUCUAGAUCGUCCCGUGGGAAUUCCUGACGAGAGCAUCAAUACGCCUUUCCCAACAGUAUUGGACGAUUCUCUAGUUUAUCCCAAUGAAACGAUCAAGGAUUUCUCACUUCUUGCUAACUCUACGCCCUCAUACAAGACAGUCUUUUUGUCCAUGCUUCAGAUGAGAAAGAUUCAGUCAGAAGUGCAAAAGGUUUUGUAUACUAGUUUCGAAUUGCCUCGUCGUUACGAUGGGUUGGAUAGCUGGAAGAAAUCGAUCUUGAACAGGCUCGGUCUUUGGAAGCAGAAUAUCCCUAAAUCUCGUAAAGAAAUGAACUGUGACUUCAAUCUAAACUUCUUCCAUUUGAAUUACUAUCAUGUCAAGCUCAUGAUCCACGGCUUGUCCCCCAAAAAUUACAAGCUUUCAUCUAACGAUUACACACAAGUCAAGUAUGCUGCCAAGCAGAUGAUCAAUUGUUAUGCGCAAUUGUUCUCAACAAAGAGUAUCAAUUAUACGUGGGCAGCAGUCCACAAUAUUUUCAUGGCAGGAACAUCCUAUCUACACACGAUAUACAACAGUGAAGAUGCCAGAGUCGAUGAGCCAUUGCAUGAAGUGAAACGAGUAUCGUCUGAUUGUUUGAAUGUGCUCAAUUCCUUAAUCGACAGCUGCGAGGCUGCUUCUCACUGUGUAGAAGUAUUUCAAAGUUUGACAAUGGUU